Darwinula stevensoni is the source of this 1264-nucleotide messenger RNA. The record is from the annotation of a GenBank genome assembly. Lineage: Eukaryota; Metazoa; Arthropoda; Ostracoda; Podocopida; Darwinulidae.
UCAAAAUGGGAUUAGGUUUUGACCUUAAACACAGUGAUGGGAUAUAUUUUUAUCUAUAGGACUGACAAAGGAAGAGCUGAUGAAGUACUCAAAUGACCCAUUUUGGGUCCGUCUGCGCUGGAUCAUAUUCAUAUUGUUUUGGCUCUUGUGGGUUGGUAUGUUGGUGGGAGCCAUCAUUAUCAUCAUCCUAGCUCCCAAAUGUGAACCACGUGCAACUCGAGAAUGGUGGCAAAAGGGCCCUAUCUAUCAAGUUUAUCCUAGCUCUUUCAAGGACAGUAAUGGAGAUGGGAUUGGUGAUCUGAAAGGGUUGGAAAGCAAAUUGGACUACCUGGACGACCUUGGUGUGAAGGCUGUAUGGCUAAAUCCAAUCUAUGAAUCUCCCAACAAGGACUUUGGGUAUGACAUCUCCAACUUUACUGCCAUUGAUAAGAGAUAUGGAACAAUGGCUGACUUUGAAGCCCUUGUUGCUAAGCUGCGUUCAAGAGGGAUCGAAUUGUUGAUGGAUUUGGUACCCAAUCACACAAGUGAUAAACAUCCUUGGUUCGAGAAGAGUGUGAAGCGGGAAAGAAAAUAUAAUGACUACUAUAUCUGGGAAGACAGUGCUGCUGCUGACCCAUCUGGUCAACAACUGCCACCCAACAACUGGGCAAUUAUAAAAAAGUGGCCACAGAUCAUUGGAUGUUUGGCUGUGCUGAGUGUCUUUGGAAAGUCUGCAUGGGAGUGGCAUCCAGAGAGACAGCAGUAUUAUCUCCAUCAAUUCUACAAGGAGCAACCAGACCUCAACUGGCGGAAUCCAAAUGUUCAGGAAGAGUUUAAGGAAAUCAUGCACUUCUGGUUGGACAAAGGCAUUGGGGGUUUCCGCUUGGAUGCUGUCAUUCACUUGGUGGAGGCUGAAGACAUGAUUGGAAAAGAUGAACCACCUUCACGUGAUCCCAAAGUCACUGAUCCAAACAAGUAUGGUUAUCUUGAACACACUUUGACUGCUCAUCAACCUAUGACCUUCACAAUUAUGGAGACAUGGAGAAAAUUUGUGGAUAACUAUGCAGAGAAAAUGGGUGAUGGUCGACAAAGGGUGUUGUUGGCUGAAGCAACAGGGGAAGUACCAGAUGUGAUGAAAUAUUAUGGAAAUGGAACAAUUGCUCACUUCCCAUUUAACUUCCAGUUCAUCGAUGGGCUAAAGCCACCACUCACAGGAGACAAGGUCAAGGACAACAUCAGUGAGUGGAUGGAGAGCUUGCCCAAUGAUAAUCUGUGGCCCAACUGG